This is a messenger RNA of Penaeus indicus, 1374 nucleotides long. RefSeq lists its product as uncharacterized. The transcript is spliced from 3 exons. Lineage: Eukaryota; Metazoa; Arthropoda; Malacostraca; Decapoda; Penaeidae. The coding region runs from base 1 to 1374 and encodes 457 amino acids. The record is from RefSeq and is a predicted model, not a curated record.
AUGUUCCCUUGUGUUGCCAUAUUCUCCCCAAGCCCCAGUGUUGUCAUAGCUCCCAAGCCCCGGUCUUACCAUACUCUCCCACACCCACUAUUGCCAUAUGCUCCCCACACCCCACUAUUGCCAGCCUCAAGUGGGACUUUACUCUUGCCUCCCAUACCCAUACCCCAGUAUUGCCAUACUCUCUCACAUCCCAUUAUAGCCAUAUCCUCCCCACACCCCAGUAUUGCCAUAUCCUCCCCACACCCCAGUAUUGCCAUAUCCUCCCCACACCCCAGUAUCGUAUUGCCAUACUCUCUCACAUCCCAUUAUAGCCAUAUCCUCCCCACACCCCAGUAUUGCCAUAUCCUCCCCACACCCCAGUAUUGCCAUAUCCUCCCCACACCCCAGUAUUGCCAUAUCCUCCCCACACCCCAGUAUUGCCAUAUCCUCCCCACACCCCAGUAUUGCCAUAUCCUCCCCACACCCCAGUAUUGCCAUAACCUCCCCACACCCCAGUAUUGCCAUAACCUCCCCACACCCCAGUAUUGCCAUAUCCUCCCCACACCCCAGUAUUGCCAUAUCCUCCCCACACCCCACCCAGUAUUGCCAUAUCCUCCCCACACCCCAGUAUUGCCAUAUCCUCCCCACACCCCAGUAUUGCCAUAUCCUCCCCACACAGGACUUUACUCUUGCCUCCCAUACCCAUACCCCAGUAUUGCCAUAUCCUCCCCACACCCACUAUUGCCAGCCUCAAGUGGGACUUUACUCUUGCCUCCCAUACCCAUACCCCAGUAUUGCCAUAUCCUCCCCACACCCACUAUUGCCAGCCUCAAGUGGGACUUUACUCUUGCCUCCCAUACCCAUACCCCAGUAUUGCCAUAUCCUCCCCACACCCCAGUAUUGCCAUAUCCUCCCCACACCCCAGUAUUGCCAUAUCCUCCCCACACCCCAGUAUGCCAUAUCCUCCCCACACCCCAGUAUGCCAUAUCCUCCCCACACCCCAGUAUUGCCAUAUCCUCCCCACACCCCAGUAUUGCCAUAUCCUCCCCACACCCCAGUAUGCCAUAUCCUCCCCACACCCACUAUUGCCAGCCUCAAGUGGGACUUUACUCUUGCCUCCCAUACCCAUACCCCAGUAUUGCCAUAUCCUCCCCACACCCCAGUAUUGCCAUAUCCUCAUCCUCCCACCCCAGUAUUGCCAUAUCCUCCCCACACCCCAGUAUUGCCAUAUCCUCCCCACACCCACUAUUGCCAGCCUCAAAAAAUUGUAUUGUCAAUUAUAUUGCCUCACCUGGUUCACUGACAUGCAUAAACAUGGUUACCGAUUUCGACUCCCAUAAUGAUAAAAUUAUCUUUGAUCUUGGAGACAAUGAAUUAAUCAUCAGUCAACAGUAG